Orbicella faveolata is the source of this 964-nucleotide messenger RNA. RefSeq lists its product as uncharacterized. The record is from RefSeq and is a predicted model, not a curated record. NCBI's taxonomy places the organism in Eukaryota, Metazoa, Cnidaria, Anthozoa, Scleractinia, Merulinidae.
GCAUUACCUAGCACAUUUUUUUAGCUUGUUCCUUUAAUUUUGAUUUAUUCAUUUCUUCGAAGUAGAGAGAAACUGUGGGAGUGAUAGGUUUUAGGUACAAUGUGGUUAACUUUCUCCUAUCCAACUGAAGCCGAUAUAACUAACGUCACUAGCCACGCUACAGCUACUCGACUCCGGGCCCAUCAGUUCCCUGCACCUCCCUUGGGUAAACUGAUCAACGUUUCAGCAAAAGAAAAACACGUACAACGAAACAAAAUAAAACACUCUAAUACUAUGUUUCACCAAUUGAAAGAGCUUGAAAGUAAUGUUGCUUCCUUAAUGCAACCCACAUGUGGCCAUGAAUGCUGCAAGCAAGGCGUGGUCUCCAAAGCCAAGAAAAAGAGGCCAGAAAUAGACCAGAAUGAGGAACCAAACCGUUUACCAUCCAAGAGUACACCAACCAAAGAUGUAGUCAGAAAGAAUGCAGAAGAGAGAAGUAACAUAGACAUGUUCUUGAAAAAUCUUCACCAAAGAACUCAAGCGAUCCCUGGAACACCAGCUAAACGUCUGAAGAUGUCAGGGCAAGAGACUGGAGAAACCAGUUUCGUGGAUUUAACUCUUGAUGAAAGAUUUGGGUACUCUCGCAAGACGCCAUUUCACCAUCAGGUGGAUACCGCUGUAGUGAAGGUCGAGGACGUUGACUCUGUUACGAAAAUAGCUCCUGGUGAAAGUUGUUGGGACGAAAUUGACUGGCACCAACAGCAAAUGGAAAAAUACCAAGAUAUGGGGGAAGAUUUUGAAGACGAUGGUAAACCUGUCUGUUAUUGCUCAUUAAAAUAAGUAUUGACGUCUAUGGGACCUUUAUUAGUGUAAAGUACCUGUAUCAGUGUCGUAAAUAGUAUUGUAAGUAGUGUGAAGUACUAGUAUUGUAAACAAUGUAAAAUAGCUUCUAGUAGCUUUACAAGUAUUGCAUGUGGUGUAAAGU